This is a messenger RNA of Erinaceus europaeus (western European hedgehog), 2620 nucleotides long. It is a transcript of the gene KCNJ9, whose product is annotated as potassium inwardly rectifying channel subfamily J member 9. The transcript has 2 exons. The record is from RefSeq and is a predicted model, not a curated record. NCBI's taxonomy places the organism in Eukaryota, Metazoa, Chordata, Mammalia, Eulipotyphla, Erinaceidae. Gene Ontology annotation, cellular component: plasma membrane. The coding region runs from base 1217 to 2494 and encodes 425 amino acids. Gene Ontology annotation, biological process: potassium ion import across plasma membrane; regulation of monoatomic ion transmembrane transport. Gene Ontology annotation, molecular function: G-protein activated inward rectifier potassium channel activity.
GAGUGAGUGCAGGGUAGUGGGAAUGGGAUAGACCUGCUGUCCAUCUUGGGGUGAACUGAGAGAGAGCCCAGUUAGUGCUCAGGUUGAUGGUGAAGGAUGGCUACACUGAUAUUAUCCAGUGAGGGAGUGGAUUAACUAGCUACCUCCAGGGUCCCAAGCUUUUAGGCUACCCCCUCCCUACCUGUACCCUUUGUCUCAGAAGACCUCAUCCCUACGGGAGGUUUGAGAACCAAGAUCUCAGCCACCUCCCUGCCCUGAAGCUGGCCACCUUACUGCACACCUGUGCCCUCAGGUGCCUGCACGAGAGCUCCCUAUUUGGAGGAAUAGAAGGUGGGGAUCAGGGGGGAGGGAGGUGUGCUGCUCUGUUCCUAAUCCAUGGGACAGAGGACAAAGGAAAGAUGCCCACAGAAGCCUGGCUCUAUGUCUAUGCAGGCUGGGUGCUGAGAGAACUAGGUCCCCCAGCCCUGGGGGCUACCCUCACCAUCCAGCUGGGAGAUCCAACAUGCAUGUCACACACACCCACACCCACACCCACACCAUGGCCUGAGACACACACAAAGACACUCAUAUACUAUGGACUGGCACAUACUCGUCUUGGGAUGGCACAUAAACACAAAACCAUGGGCUCAAACACACCAUGGGGUGGCACUGGCACACACACACAACCAUGGGCUGAGACACACACAUAUGGGCUGGCACAUAUGCAUCAUUCAUGGACACACACAUACACACUAGACGGGAGUGGUGGGAGGCAUACACACACAUACACACACAAACCAUGGGCUGAGACACACAUACUAUGGGCUGACACAAAAACACACAUAUACUAUGAACUGGCACAUACACAUUUUGGACCGAUACACACACACACAAACAAACAACCACAGACUAAGCCACACACAUACAGACAUACCACGGGCUGGCACUGCCACACACACACACACACACACACACACACAAAACCAUGGGCUGAGACACAUACAUAUUAUGGACUGACACAUACUCAUCAUUCAUGGGGACACACACACACACUAGAGGGGAGUGGUGGGAGGCCAACACACACACAGGCUAAGACUCACACAUGCUAUGGGCCGGCACAUACACAUCAUUCAUGGACGGACACACACACAUCAUUCAUGGACACACACACACACGCACACACUAGAGGGGAGUGGUGGGAGGCCAACACACACACAGGCUAAGAUUCACACGUGCUAUGGGCUGGCACAUACACAUCAUUCAUGGACACACACACACACACACACACCACACACCCGCACUAUGCCCGCAGGUGGCGCCGCGGGGUGAGGCGGCCAUGGCACAGGAGCAUGCGCAGUCCCCGGGCCCCACGAGGUCCGCCCGGCGGCGUGGCCGGCAGCGCUACGUGGAGAAGGAUGGUCGCUGCAAUGUGCAGCAGGGCAACGUGCGCGAGACCUACCGCUACCUGACCGACCUGUUCACCACGCUGGUGGACCUGCGCUGGCGCCUCAGCCUGCUGGUGUUCGUGCUGGCCUACGCGCUCACCUGGCUGUUCUUCGGCGCCAUCUGGUGGCUGAUCGCCUACGGCCGCGGCGACCUGGAGCACCUGGAGGACGCCGCCUGGACACCCUGCGUCAACAACCUCAACGGCUUCGUGGCCGCCUUCCUCUUCUCCAUCGAGACGGAGACCACCAUCGGCUACGGCCACCGCGUCAUCACCGACCAGUGCCCCGAGGGCAUCGCGCUGCUGCUGCUGCAGGCCAUCCUGGGCUCCAUGGUGAACGCCUUCAUGGUGGGCUGCAUGUUCGUCAAGAUCUCGCAGCCCAACAAGCGCGCCGCCACGCUGCUGUUCUCCUCGCACGCCGUGGUGUCGCUGCGCGACGGCCGCCUGUGCCUCAUGUUCCGCGUGGGCGACCUGCGCUCCUCGCACAUCGUCGAGGCCUCCAUCCGCGCCAAGCUCAUCCGCUCGCGCCAGACGCUCGAGGGCGAGUUCAUCCCGCUGCACCAGACCGACCUGAGCGUGGGCUUCGACACGGGCGACGACCGCCUCUUCCUCGUGUCGCCGCUCGUCAUCAGCCACGAGAUCGACGCCGCCAGCCCCUUCUGGGACGCGUCGCGCUGCGCCCUGGAGCGGGACGACUUCGAGAUCGUGGUCAUCCUGGAGGGCAUGGUGGAGGCCACGGGGAUGACAUGCCAAGCACGGAGCUCCUACCUGGUGGAUGAGGUGCUGUGGGGCCACCGCUUCACAUCGGUGCUGACCCUUGAGGAUGGCUUCUACGAGGUGGACUAUGCCAGCUUCCACCAGACAUUUGAGGUGCCCACGCCCUCCUGCAGCGCCCGUGAGCUGGCUGAGGCCGCUGCCCGCUUGGAUGCCCACCUUUACUGGUCCAUCCCCAGCCGGCUGGACGAGAAGGUGGAGGAGGAGGGAGUGGGGGAGGGUGCGGGGGGUGGUCUGGGGGCAGACAAAGAACAGAAUGGCUGCCUGCCUCCCCCUGAGAGUGAAUCUAACGUGUGACCAUCUAUUCAGACCCCUGUGGCAGGGCCAACAGGACCCCGGGAACAAAGAUGGGAGGGGGAGGCAGAGGGGCACCUGGGAACACUGAGAAGCAGGAGAGACUCUGUAAGUCUCAGAUGUGGAAGA